Messenger RNA from Canis lupus familiaris (dog), 563 nucleotides. RefSeq names its product S100 calcium binding protein A1 (gene S100A1). The transcript has 3 exons. Bases 135 to 419 code for a protein of 94 amino acids. Gene Ontology annotation, molecular function: calcium ion binding; S100 protein binding. Gene Ontology annotation, cellular component: sarcoplasmic reticulum. The record is from RefSeq and is marked validated. Gene Ontology annotation, biological process: regulation of heart contraction. Lineage: Eukaryota; Metazoa; Chordata; Mammalia; Carnivora; Canidae.
GAAGGGGGGGGCAGCGGGAGAAGGCCUGAAGACUAGUCUCCCCACACAGCUCCGUUAACCACAUUUGCAGACUGUCCAUCUGUCCAGAACCUGCCCCCACCUCAGGUCCAGGCUGACUGACGGUGAGCUACGCAAUGGGCUCUGAGCUGGAGACAGCGAUGGAGACUCUCAUCAAUGUGUUCCAUGCCCACUCGGGCAAGGAGGGAAACAAGUACAAGCUGAGCAAGAAGGAGCUAAAGGAGCUGCUGCAGACUGAGCUCUCCGGCUUCCUGGACGCCCAGAAGGAUGCGGAUGCUGUGGACAAGGUGAUGAAAGAGCUAGAUGAGAAUGGAGAUGGGGAGGUGGACUUCCAGGAGUAUGUGGUGCUGGUGGCUGCCCUCACAGUGGCCUGUAACAACUUCUUCUGGGAAAACAGUUGAGCAGACACCCCCAGUGGCCAGCGUCCUUCCCCAUCCCCCUGCUUCCCUCCCUACACUCCUACCCUUGCCCACCCUCCACCAAGGGCGCAAGAGUAGUGGGCCAGGCCUGCAACUCAUCUUUCAUUAAAGGCUCUUCUCUGGCCA